Messenger RNA from Paramecium pentaurelia, 873 nucleotides. The record is from the annotation of a GenBank genome assembly. NCBI's taxonomy places the organism in Eukaryota, Ciliophora, Oligohymenophorea, Peniculida, Parameciidae.
AAUGGGGAUUACCGAAUUUGAUUUGCAACCCCUUAACAAAAUCAAAGUGCCUGCUGAAUAUGAAAAUGAUGUACAAUUUUACACAGAAGCAAUAAUGAAACAGCAUGAAAAAAAGAGAUAAAGAUUAUUAAUUGAAUACAAUGAAUUGUUAAAUCUAAAAUAAGUUGAAAGCCUUCAAGACAAAAAAAUUACAGCCUAAUUUGAGAAAUCAUAAGAUGCUGAAAGUUCUAAAAUAAAUGAAAAGUUAAUUAAAGUGAAAAAGNAGUAAUUGAAAUUAAUGAAUAUUUAUUGGGUAUUUUAGAAAUUUAAAUUCUUUAAAGGGACUAUGGCUGGAGGGGCAGCUGAUUGUCAAUAUUGGCUUGCUUAUUUAGCCAAUCAUUGCAGAACAUAUGAAUUGAAAAAUGGAAGUAAAUUAAGUGUUGCUGCAGCUUCUAAAUUCUUAUAAGGAAUUUUAAUAGGUUAUAGAAAUUCAGGUCUAUCUAUGGGAUGUAUGAUUGCAGGAACUGAUACAACUGGAUAACAUUUAUAUUAUAUUGAUAAUGAUGGAAUGAGAUUAAAAGGUGAUAUCUUUUCUGUGGGUAGUGGUAGUACAUAUGCUUAUGGUGUUUUGGAUAAUCAUUAUAAAUAUGAAAUGUCAUUGAAUGAAGCAGUAGAAUUAGGAAUUAGAGCAAUUUAUCAUGCCACACAUAGAGACACAGCAUCUGGAGGUGUAGUUAGAGGUAGUAAAUCUUCGUUUAUUUAGUUUAUCAUAUCCAUUAAAAUGGAUGGACUAAAGUUCAUGAUGGAAUUGAUGUUGUAGAUUUACAUUAUUAAUUUGCUCAAUAAAAAGGACUUGUAGGUGAUGGAGAUGAGGCUAAAUAAAGAUUGUUUUGA